CAAGUGUCGCACAAACGGGCGACCUUAAAUGGUAGUGGAUUGUUAGUUCAUUUCUAAGGUAAUCUUCGUGUUUCAUAACUUCGAAAAACAUGCGUGAGUGUAUCUCAAUCCACGUGGGUCAGGCUGGUGUCCAGAUUGGCAAUGCCUGCUGGGAGCUUUACUGUCUGGAACAUGGGAUUCAACCUGAUGGUCAAAUGCCGAGUGACAAGACCAUUGGAGAAGGGGAUGAUUCCUUCAACACAUUCUUCAGUGAGACUGGAGCUGGAAAGCAUGUCCCCAGAGCUGUUUUUGUGGAUCUGGAGCCCACUGUCAUCGAUGAGGUGCGCACUGGGACCUACCGGCAGCUGUUCCACCCUGAGCAGCUGAUCACUGGCAAGGAGGAUGCUGCCAACAACUACGCCCGUGGACACUACACCAUUGGCAAAGAGAUAAUUGACCUGGUGCUGGACAGGAUCCGUAAAUUGGCUGACCAGUGCACUGGUCUUCAGGGAUUCCUGGUUUUCCACAGCUUUGGAGGUGGUACCGGCUCGGGCUUCACCUCCCUGCUGAUGGAGCGUUUGUCUGUAGACUACGGCAAGAAGUCCAAGCUGGAGUUUGCCAUCUACCCAGCUCCCCAGGUGUCCACUGCUGUGGUGGAGCCUUACAACGCCAUCCUGACCACACACACCACCCUAGAGCACUCUGACUGUGCCUUCAUGGUGGAUAAUGAGGCCAUCUAUGAUAUCUGUCGCAGGAACCUGGACAUCGAGCGUCCUACCUACACCAACCUGAACAGGCUGAUGAGUCAGAUUGUGUCCUCCAUUACUGCUUCCCUUCGUUUUGACGGUGCCCUUAAUGUUGAUCUUACAGAGUUUCAGACCAACUUGGUGCCAUAUCCCCGUAUCCACUUCCCUCUUGCCACCUAUGCCCCUGUCAUCUCCGCUGAGAAGGCGUACCAUGAGCAGUUGACAGUGGCAGAAAUUACCAACGCCUGCUUUGAGCCAUCCAAUCAGAUGGUAAAAUGCGACCCUCGCCAUGGCAAAUACAUGGCCUGCUGCCUUUUGUACCGUGGCGAUGUGGUCCCCAAAGAUGUCAAUGCUGCCAUUUGCAGUAUUAAGACCAAGCGCACCAUCCAGUUUGUGGACUGGUGUCCCACUGGUUUCAAGGUCGGCAUCAACUACCAGCCCCCCACUGUAGUUCCUGGUGGAGACCUGGCCAAGGUCCAGAGGGCUGUGUGCAUGCUGAGCAACACCACUGCUAUUGCAGAGGCCUGGGCUCGGCUUGACCACAAGUUUGAUUUGAUGUACGCUAAGCGUGCCUUUGUCCACUGGUAUGUAGGUGAGGGUAUGGAGGAGGGAGAGUUCUCUGAGGCCAGAGAGGACAUGGCAGCUCUGGAGAAGGAUUAUGAGGAGGUUGGACUUGACUCUGUUGAGGGUGAGGGAGAGGGAGAGAACGAGGGGGAGUAUUAGAAAGCUCAGAAAGCCCCCAGUUAUACAGGAAAGAUAAUAAAUUUUGUUAUGAAAUACAUUUCAAUGUCGGCUAAGUUCCUAAGUUAAUACCAAGUCUUACACCAAGUGUUUUUGUUUGUUUUUUGAAUGUGCAUAACAUCAGCUAAACUUUUAUACUAUGUUUUAAUUUCUACUGAAUCAAAAACCUGCAACUCCAAUUUGUUAUUGCUUUUCAUUUAAAGUUUAAUGAUUUGUAUCUAUUUUCUUGGAAAAUGUUACAUCCUAGGGGCUCAAACAUGAAACAAUGUGAGAGGUUUGGAGGGGAAAUCUGGUGGAACUGAAAACAGCUAAAAACAACUCAGAAAGUAGAAACAUGACAAGGUGCUCCAAGUGGAAACUGCUAUUCACUAAAGCGGUCACUAGUCAAACAGUGUGGAAACUUUUGGCAUAAUCUGAAAGAUACAUUUCAUUUUAUAAGCAUAUCAUAGGUUCAUUUCAUGUUUUUUAUGUUCAGUCUUAAUCUUAGAUAGAUGUAGUCAGUAAAAGGUUAAAUAUUUCCCUUUGAAAUGUAGUGGAAUAUAAGCAAAACGUGAUAUAAGAUGGACAUACUCUAAAGUGCGAGUACCUCAAAACUGAACUGAACUACUUGUACUAAGUAGUAGUUACUAAGUUGAUACUUUCCAUCAUUGACAUGUAUAUCGCUGAUAAUACUUGUGUACUGUAUUUCUUUGAAUUCAGAACUUCAUUGAGUUAUUUUGUAGUGUUGUAUUUGUUGUUCUACUUCAAUAAAGUAUCUAAAUAUUUCUUGCAA
This is a messenger RNA of Seriola aureovittata, 2238 nucleotides long. Its product is annotated as tubulin alpha-1C chain-like. Bases 90 to 1448 code for a protein of 452 amino acids. The record is from RefSeq and is a predicted model, not a curated record. Gene Ontology annotation, cellular component: microtubule; cytoplasm. Gene Ontology annotation, biological process: mitotic cell cycle; microtubule cytoskeleton organization. Lineage: Eukaryota; Metazoa; Chordata; Actinopteri; Carangiformes; Carangidae. The transcript is spliced from 4 exons. Gene Ontology annotation, molecular function: GTP binding; structural constituent of cytoskeleton.